AACCAAGCCCAUAAUAUGAUGGGAGCUUCUCCUUGUGAGGCCGAACUUCAGGAAUUAAUGGAACAAAUUGACAUCAUGGUAAGCAACAAAAAAUUGGAUUGGGAAAGGAAAAUGCGGGCUUUGGAGACACGAUUAGAUCUUCGGGAUCAAGAGUUGGCAAAUGCACAAACUUGCUUGGAUCAGAAAGGUCAAGAGGUGGGGUUACUUAGACAGAAGUUGGACAGUCUGGAAAAAUGUAACUUAGCAAUGACGCAAAAUUAUGAAGGACAACUGCAAACCCUAAAAGCUCAAUUUUCCAAACUGACGAAUAGCUUUGAGAAACUGAGACUGCACCAGAUGAAACAAAGUAAAGUUCGGCGAAAGGAGUUACCACACCUCAAAGAAGAAAUACCCUUUGAAAUGAGCAAUUUGAACCAGAAAUUAGAGGAAUUUAGAGCAAAGUCAAGAGAAUGGGACAAGCAAGAGAUACUAUAUCAGACUCAUCUGGUUUCUUUAGAUGCUCAACAAAAAUUAUUAUCUGAGAAGUGUAAUCAAUUUCAGAAACAGGCACAAAGUUACCAAACUCAACUCAGUGGUAAAAAACAGUGCACAGAAGACAACAGCUCAGAAGAUCCUCAGUUGAUGUGUGACCUGGAUCACAGUUGUGAAGCCAGUGAAAGAGAUGAGUUCAUUAUUGAAAAACUAAAGUCAGCUGUGAGUGAAAUAGCAUUAAGCAGGAAUAAGUUACAAGAUGAAAAUCAGAAGCUCUUACGAGAACUGAAGAUGUACCAAAGACAGUGCCAGGCCAUGGAAGCAGGACUCUCAGAGGUGAAAAGUGAGUUACAGUCACGUGAUGAUCUCUUGAGAAUUAUAGAAAUGGAACGAUUGCAGCUGCACAGAGAAUUAUUAAAAAUAGGAGAGUGCCAAAAUACUCAAGAAAGUAAAAAAAGACUUGAAUCAUCUUAUUCACCUUCUACUAAAGAACCAGAAAGGAAAAGGAAAGAGCUGUUUUCAGUGACCCUAGAUCAACCAAAUCAUGAAAAAGAAUUGAACAAGAUAAGAAGCCAACUCUAUCAGGAGGAAGAGUACCAUGGCUCUGAGCAGGAAAGAAUGAGGAAUGAAAUCUCUGACCUAACAGAGGAGCUUCAUCAGAAGGAGAUCACUAUAGCAACUAUCAUGAAGAAAGCUGCCCUUCUGGAAAGACAGUUAAAAAUGGAGUUAGAAAUAAAAGAAAAAAUGUUAGCAAAACAACAGGUCUCAGAUAUGAGAUACAAAGCUGUCCGAAUGGAAAAUACACACCUGAAAGGAAUGAUGGGAGAUUUAGACCCCGGACGGUACAUGAGUAUGGACUUUACUAACCAAGAACAUUCAAGGCAUACAUCUAUUAACAAACUGGAAUAUGAGAAUGAAAGGCUCCGAAAUGAUCUUGCAAAACUUCAUGCCAAUGGCAAAUCAGCAUGGGCUAACCAAAAUGCCUAUGAGGAAAUGGGACUGUACACCUAUCAAAACCAAAUAAAAAUGGAAAAACAUGAAGAUAGACUUAGCCAAGAUCGCGAGCCAAACCGAAGUGUGACGCCUCCACUACCACCUUUGCCAUUUCAGACCAAAGAAAUGACAAGUCCCCUGGCUAGUGACGACGAAGUGUUCCCACUGUCUCCCCCAGAUAUAGUCUUCCCAGCCUCUUUGGCUGCACAGCAUUUCCUUCUGGAGGAAGAGAAGCGAGCAAAAGAAUUUGAGAAACUUCUAAAUACACAUAUUGAUGAACUGCAAAGACAUACAGAAUUUACUCUUAAUAAAUACACCAAGCUAAAACAAAAUAGACACAUAUGA
Molecule: messenger RNA, 1809 nt
Organism: Neomonachus schauinslandi (Hawaiian monk seal)
Lineage: Eukaryota; Metazoa; Chordata; Mammalia; Carnivora; Phocidae
Gene: DEUP1
Product: deuterosome assembly protein 1
Exons: 13
Coding region: 16-1809 (597 amino acids)
Biological process (GO): centriole replication; de novo centriole assembly involved in multi-ciliated epithelial cell differentiation
Cellular component (GO): deuterosome; centriole
Source: RefSeq, a predicted model, not a curated record